Lactuca saligna is the source of this 2403-nucleotide messenger RNA. The record is from the annotation of a GenBank genome assembly. Lineage: Eukaryota; Viridiplantae; Streptophyta; Magnoliopsida; Asterales; Asteraceae.
AUGAACAUAACAAUGUGGCACGUAAGGUUGUUAAACACACCCUUCAACCCCAAGGUUGUUUAUGAUGGACACCCAACAUUGUUUACCAUUAAGUUGUACCAUGAAGGUGAGUUCACCAAGUACCCUGAGGUUCAUUACAUUGAUGGAACUGUAAACUAUGUUGACAUGGUAGACAUAGAUGAGUUUUCAGUUCAUGAGCUCGAUGCAAUCAUGAAGGGUUUUAGAUAUGGGGUUCCUCCUAUUAUAUACUACCAUUUUCUUGUGCCUGGUGGAGACUUCCACUUUGGUCUUCGCCCUUUAGGAAAUGAUCAAGAUGUUGCAAACUUUUCUCAAUAUGUUAGUGAGCACAAAGUGAUGAAGGUAUACACAGAGCAUGGUGAAACAAGACUACUCACCUAUUUCUUGAAUCCUAAGCCUGUUACCAAGGUUACCCUUGUACAGUUAGAUGAACCACAUGAGGAUGUGCAACACAUUGAUGAAGCUCCUGAUGACCAAUCAAAGGAAACACCUGUGAUGACUACACCUACUGAUAAUUUAGUUGAUGUGGUGCCCACUCAAGCAAACCAACCAGAAAUCCAAGUUAAUGAAAUAGUUCAAGUCGUAUCCUUAUCACCUGGAUAUAAUAGGAGAAGGGGUAUGAGCAAAGACUUUGUUGAGGCAGCUACUGAUUUUGAUAUUGGACUCUACCAACAAAUACUACAAAGCAAUGUUGAUGGAGUCAAUGGCACUAACAUGCAUGAUGUCAAUGAACCUCAGAUGGAUGAAGAAAACCAAGCUCAGAUGGAUGAAGAAAACCAACCUAAAAUGAAUGACUUUUGGGAUUUUGACUAUCAAACUGAUGCUUUUGUCCAAGAUGGAAGUGAAAACCAACCUCAGUCUAACAUGGAUAGUAGUGGAAAAGAAAAUGUAAGUGAGGUUGAAAGUAAAGAAAGAAGUGAAACAGAGCAGGAAGAUGAUAGUGACUAUUGGGUGGAUGAAGAUAAUGUAAUUGAAGAUAUUGAAGUUGAUAUGAGGGAUUUUAACAUGAGCAUUGAUACAGAAGUAGAGUUCUUAGAUAAAAGGGCUAGGAAUCCUAGACAACAUGAGAGUGAUGAAGAAGCAGAUGAGUUAGAUGUCAUUGACAAUGAUGCUUUUGAUUCCAUGGAUGAGGAUUCUGACCAGGACAAGAAGAGAAGAGCAGUUUUGAAACAACUAAGUAAGGAAAAAAGUUGUUCUUUAGGUGAGGUUCAUAAGUGUCAUUUUAAAAUAGGUCAAAAGUAUAACAGUAAGCAGGAGUUGAAAGAGAAAAUCAAAAUGCAUGCAUUGGAAACAAAAAAGAAUAUUGCAUUUAAAAAAAAUGAAAAAUCCAGAUUGAGGGCCAUAUGUAAUGGAGUUGUGGCAUUUACUAAUGAUGGAGUUGGUGGACCUACCCAAGCUGAAAAAAGUAAAGGGAAAAUUAAAGGGAAAAGUAAAGGGAAAAGUAAAGAAAAGGACAAACAAGGUGGUACAAGUCAGGAAAAAACAGAUUCUUCUUGUCCUUGGAUGUUACAUGCCUCGAGAUCUACAGAUGCAAGCAGCUGUUUAUAUGACAAAUCAGCAUAUGAAUGGUUAAAGUCAAUACCACCACAACAUUGGGCAAGAAGCCAUUUCACAGGGAGAGCAACCACAGACAUGCUGUUAAACAACCUUUGUGAGGUGUUUAAUGGCAAGCUAGUUGAUGGGAGAGACAAACCAAUUAUUAGUUGCUUGGAGUUUAUUAGGGAAUAUAUGAUGAAGAGGAUAUGCAAUGUCCUCAAGGUGCAACAAAAGUGUUUAGGCCCACUCACCCCAACAGCAACAAAGAUCAUGGAGAAGAAUGAAGCAGCUGCUACUCAGUACAUUGCAGAAUGGUGUGGUGAUGAAAAAUACCAAGUCAAAGGCCCAUGGAAUGAUCAACAUGUUGUUGAUAUGCAUGAAAGGGUAUGCAGCUGCAGGAAAUGGGAAUUAACAUGUAUCCCUUGCAGACAUGUGAUUUCUGUGUUGUAUAACAAAGCAGAUCAUGGUGAGUGUGUACAAGAGCUCCAUACUUAUGUCCACAAGGUGCACUGGCUACAAACUUGGAAAACUGCAUAUGGGUACAAGGUGGAACCAAUUAAAGGUCGGGCACUGUGGCCUAGAAGUGAGUGUCCAAUGCAGAUCACACCUCCCCCACACCGUAAUCAACCUAGGAGACCCAAGAGGAAGAGAAGGCAAUCCAUGGAGGAGAAAAGUCAAAGCAAGAGUCAAAGUCAGAGUCAAGGGUUAGAUGUUGGUCCCAGUGAGAUUCAUGGUCAUGGUCCACAUGGUAGUGGGAAACUAACAAGAAAGUUUGUUAGUGUGACUUGUAGUAAGUGUGGAAACAAAGGGCACAACUCCAGGACAUGCAAAGGUCAGGGAGGGACUUGA